AGAACGUGACUGCAAUGGUUGCCCUCGCGAAAGCCGUGCCAAACUUGGCUGCUCUCUGAAAGCGGCUCGCGGUCUCUCAACGCACCUUGCGGUUCGCCGGUGGAGGUAAGCGUCACUUGGAGCCGGCGGGAGCCACCGUUUGCAGAUUUGAGAGUCGGCGGAAAACUUUGAAAAGAGUACCACCGCGGAGAAAUAGGCUACAGCUGCGCGGCUGAACUUCCACCAGCAGCCCGAGGGGACCGGGAGGAGGAGUCAACAGGUCCCAGAGCUUAGGAGCUGCAAUCGAUUCAAGGGGAGAUUUCCUUGGCCAAGGACAGGGAGAUUGACGUUUUUGGGAAGAGGGGCUUGUCCGAGCAAUCGAUGCAGGCAGCCCACCAGCCGGAAGCCCAGUUGGCCGAACAGCACACCACUCAAUCAGCCUGAACAGCAACACAAAGCGGCUGCUGGCGACCAACAGAGGCAGAGGCUGUUCAGCUACGAAGAGGAGGCCCAUCCUAGGAGGAGAGCUUUGUCUUGGCAUCAUGUGAUCAGCCCAUUCCCAAGGAGCGCUCUGCAGCAGAACAGUGAAUCAACGCUCUCUUGGAAGCAUUACAACCACUAACACCCCUAUCGCCACUAUCACCACUCCCGACUGCAGUCAUCAAAGUCACCUGUUCUUGACUCAACUUGCCUUCUGUCUGUUUCGCCCCUCUUCAUCUUGAAGAUAAGGAAUGGCCAUGCUAGUUUCCAGCCUCCCCAACACCUCUCACAAAUAAGGCCUUUCAGCUUGCUUCACAAUACUAGAGAAAGGAAGGAUAAUACACUCUACAGUACUCUUUUAUACUUCUACCCAAUGUCUCUUUUUGAUCUUGGUUUCUUCAGUAACACACACAUUCACUAAACCAACAGGAUUUUGGUCCUGGUGGCCAUUUUAAGGACACCAGCACUCAAGUUUUCAAACCAUAAGGAUUUUUUUUUUCAGCCUUUGGCAUACUUUUGGAAUAUCUACUCAUGCAGUGUCCCUAUGGGGGAUUAAACCAGUACAGGAAUCCACACUGACUCCUCUUUGGCUCUGUUUGAUCUUGUAAAGGGGGUUUUUCAGUGAGGUCUGUUUGUGACUGGAGGUGGACUGAGCCAUCAUGGCUGGGAAGGGCAACCCGCUGCCGGGCCCCCACCUCAACGGCUUCCCCAUGCCCACCUACUCCUACUUCUUCCCCCACAUGUUGGGGAGCCUGUCGCCUCCAGCCCUGGCAGGACUGCCCAUCAGUGGGUACAGCACCCCCUCACCAGCCACGAUAGAGACCCAGAGUACCAGCUCAGAGGAGAUAGUGCCAAGCCCGCCCUCACCUCCCCCGCCGCCCCGCGUCUACAAGCCCUGCUUUGUGUGCCAGGACAAGUCCUCAGGGUACCACUAUGGUGUCAGCGCCUGUGAGGGCUGCAAGGGCUUCUUUCGGAGAAGCAUCCAAAAGAACAUGGUGUACACCUGUCACCGGGAGAAGAACUGCAUCAUCAACAAAGUCACCCGCAACCGCUGCCAGUACUGUCGGCUGCAGAAGUGCCUGGAAGUCGGGAUGUCUAAGGAGUCCGUGAGGAACGAUCGGAAUAAGAAGAAAAAGGAUGAGAAGAAGCAGGAGUGCACAGAGAGCUACGUGCUGAGUCCCGACACAGAGCGGAUGAUCGACAGGGUUCGCAAGGCGCACCAGGAAACUUUCCCCUCUCUCUGCCAGCUGGGCAAAUACACUACGACUAACAGCUCAGAACGACGUGUAUCCUUGGAUGUAGACCUGUGGGACAAGUUCAGUGAACUCUCCACCAAGUGCAUCAUAAAGACGGUGGAGUUUGCUAAGCAGCUGCCCGGCUUCACAACGCUCACCAUCGCCGACCAGAUCACUCUGCUCAAAGCUGCCUGUCUGGACAUCCUGAUACUGCGGAUCUGUACACGCUACACGCCAGAGCAAGACACCAUGACUUUCUCAGAUGGACUCACGCUAAACCGAACCCAGAUGCACAACGCUGGCUUCGGUCCCCUCACCGACCUGGUUUUUGCCUUUGCCAACCAGCUCCUCCCUCUGGAGAUGGAUGAUGCAGAGACGGGGCUGCUCAGCGCCAUCUGUUUGCUGUGUGGAGAUCGUCAAGACCUGGAACAGGCAGAGAAGGUGGAUAUCCUGCAAGAGCCCCUUCUGGAGGCGUUGAAGAUUUACGUAAGGAGGAGGAGGCCCCACAAACCUCACAUGUUCCCCAAGAUGCUGAUGAAGAUCACCGAUCUGAGAAGCAUCAGUGCUAAAGGAGCUGAGCGCGUCAUCACCCUGAAGAUGGAGAUCCCAGGCUCCAUGCCCCCUCUCAUCCAGGAGAUGCUGGAGAACUCAGAAGGUCUGGAAAGCGGGGCAGCGGGCGGCCGGCCCAGCGGCGCCCCCCCAGGCAGCUGCAGCCCCAGUCUGUCCCCCAGCUCUGCCCAAAGCAGUCCAGCCACACAAUCGCCAUAGUAGCGGCCCUACCUUUUUAUUUUCUUCUCCCGAUGCUCUCUGUCUCCUCCCACGACGUUCCGUAGAGGAGGGGUGAAGGAGGGGAGGGGGGGCUUGACCCUGACUGCUGAACACAGUAGACUGGCAGAGCCAACCUCCAUCCUCUCCCCUACGACACAAAGCCCCACCUCCUGAUCUGCUUUCCCUCACUCCGGAGCACCGUCCUGAUGUGAGGGGAGGUGAGGCCGGUGCAGGCCGGGGCAAUAGGAUGCCUCUCAGAGACCACACGGUAAACACUGCUGAUGACUCCUCCUCCUUCUCCCCUCCACUCCCCUCUCCACCUUUCUCCAAAAGACUAAUGGAAACAAAUCUGGAUGCGGUGGAGAGCUGUUUUGAACGAAACCGAGAGUGGACAGGGCGCCAUGGGACAAAUAUACGAUCAAGGACGAUGCAUACAGACUGACUUGACAAAACACCAGACACUUUUUUUUUGUUGUUGUUGUACUCUGAGGCAGACUGCAAGCUUGGGACUUGUCAAAAGACCCCCCCUCCCUCCUCAAAGACUCUGGGUCUUUUCUCCUUUUCCAACUUCGAAAAAACAAACAGAUUUCGUACAAAAAGAUAUAUAAAUAUAUAUAGAAAAAGUUAAGGAACUAUUGUGACAUGUCCGGAACAGAACGGCAGGUUGAAACAAGGACAUGUUUUUCUGAGAUUAGAAAUUGUUGUACUCCUUCACUGUUUGAAUCUUUUCAUACCCAUCGAGAGUAUUGAGAGAGACCUUUCAGUUUUAUCACAUUUGUACAUUAUUCUAAUUAACAAAAAGCAAAAGAUGUUGAAAUUUCUCUCCCGUCUACACACAUGCAAACAGACACACAAAUGUGCACAGAAAACAAGUCGCAAUGAAUUUCACCUACUAUUCCAGGUUGGAUUUGUUUUCCUUUUUUCUUUUUCUUUUUCUUUUUUUUUUUUUUGCUUCGAAGAGAAUGGAAAAAAAAAUGAUUGUAUGAACUUGGUUGUAUGAUAUGGUCACAGGUCCUUUCAAGAAAUCAAAUUAAUGAAGAUUCAUUAUUAAGGUGUAUUUUAAGUAGCCUUUGAGUUUGUGUAUAUAAGCUGUAUUCAUUUCUUUAAAACUAUGAAGAGUUUUAGGCUUCACCUGAUUUUUUUUUUUUUAAGAAUACCUUUUAUGUGUUUUGUUUAUAGGUUUGUGAUGCAAGAAAAGACAUUUUUUGAGCACAUUUUACUGAAGGAAGUUCUUUCAUGUUUUUGUGUCCUACUAAAUACUGGACAGACCCUUAACCAAUCACUGGCUGUUCAGAAUGUGGCUUUCACAGACAAUUUCAACCUCCUCCACCGCCCUUCACUUUAAAAAACAACAACAUGUUUUUACAUACAGUAGAUGACAAAGUAGCACUCCAGUCGGGGCAUAGCUUUUUUUUUGGCCAUGUAGCAGAAAGAGAUUGUGUUUCUGAAAAUGGUGAGCCGGACACCACUUGCCGCCCGCCGUGUCCUCGUGAGCGGCGGCAGCUUCAAAGAGAGUUAAAAUGUGAAGAAUGGUGUACAUACACACUGUAUUAAACACAAGUGAUACUCAGUAGCCUCUGAAUGGAUCGAUAAUCUGUAGUGGACGGGAAAAGACUAGAUUGUAGUGAUACCUCUGCUCUGUCAGUGGUCAGGCAAGUGAAGGUCCCAAAUGUGAUGUUUGUCAACCAAGUCCUCACAAAUCUCCCCCUGGCAACCUGUGGUAGAAACAAAUAUGUGACUUUUUGCCGGAAUCCAGAGCAACCUUGCACCCUGUGACUCACUAUACGCCAAAACGCCUUCACCGUUAACACACACGUUUCAUCUAGACCAUCAUUACUGUACACACGCCAAUGUCUCAGGAAGGAAUCAUUUUGUGUGCUUGGCCUGUUCUGUGUUCUGUCCUGCACCCCCUUAACCCUCCACAGAUGCACACAUACACACACCUCUGCUACUGAGCCCCUGAAUUUUUUUCUUCAGUCUUUUGUUUUUUUCAGCCUGGCAGACCAGGACUUGCGCAGAGAGACACUUAACCCCUGAACCCCGCGACGUUACGACAUAGGAUGCCAGUGUGGAGUCUCUCUGAGUCGUUCAUGUGUUCUUUUUUAUUUGUACGGUCAAAGCUGCUUUCAUCAUUUAGGACUUCACCUGUCCAGAACAGCGCACAACUUUUCCCUCCACAGCUAAUCUGGAAUAGGAACAGACACACCGUCAGUUUAAGAAGUAUGGAAUAUGUUGCAAUUUUGUCAAGAUUAUCAAGCGACUUUGGAAAAAAACAACAAAAAAAAACCAACAAAAAAAGAUUAAAAAAAUAAAA
Plectropomus leopardus (leopard coralgrouper) is the source of this 4776-nucleotide messenger RNA. RefSeq names its product retinoic acid receptor, alpha a (gene raraa). Gene Ontology annotation, molecular function: nuclear glucocorticoid receptor binding; RNA polymerase II cis-regulatory region sequence-specific DNA binding; nuclear receptor activity. Gene Ontology annotation, biological process: retinoic acid receptor signaling pathway; regulation of transcription by RNA polymerase II; cellular response to corticotropin-releasing hormone stimulus. Gene Ontology annotation, cellular component: transcription regulator complex; nucleus. The record is from RefSeq and is a predicted model, not a curated record. NCBI's taxonomy places the organism in Eukaryota, Metazoa, Chordata, Actinopteri, Perciformes, Serranidae.